CCUCAGGUGUCUGAGAUGCCGCCGCCACCCCAGAAGAAACGCUGGGAGUCCAUGGCCAAGGGGCUGCUCCUGGGCGCGCUCUUCACCAGCUUCUUGCUGCUGCUCUACUCCUACGCCGCCCCCCCGCUGCACGCAGGCAUGACCUCCUCGCCGCAGGAGGACACAGCACCCUGUUUGCCACCCCCAGAGGAGUCAGAGCCAGCACCAACCAGCAAUAGCUCUGCGUGCCAGCCUCGCCGCAACAUAGUGUUCAUGAAGACGCACAAGACAGCCAGCAGCACGCUGCUCAACAUUCUGUUUCGCUUUGGCCAGAAGCACGGGCUCAAGUUCGCCUUCCCCAAUGGCCGCAACGACUUCGACUACCCGGCCUUCUUCGUGCGCAGCCUGGUGCAAGACUACCAGCCUGGCGCCUGCUUCAACAUCAUAUGCAACCACAUGCGUUUCCACUACGACGAGGUGCGGAGCCUCGUGCCGCCCAAUGCCACCUUCAUCACGGUGCUGCGCGACCCCGCGCGCCUCUUCGAGUCCUCCUUCCACUACUUCGGGCCGGUGGUACCCUUGACUUGGAAACUGACGAGCGACGACAAGCUGGCCGAGUUCCUGCAAGACCCCGAACGCUACUACGACCCCAACGGCUACAACGCGCACUACCUCCGCAACCUGCUCUUCUUCGACCUGGGUUAUGACAGCGGCCUGGACCCGCGCAGCCCGCAGGUGCAGGAGCACAUCCUUGAGGUGGAGCGCCGCUUCCAUCUGGUGCUGCUGCAGGAGUAUUUCGACGAGUCGCUCGUGCUGCUCAAGGACCUGUUGUGCUGGGAACUGGAGGACGUUGUCUACUUCAAGCUGAACGCCCGCCGCGACUCAGCCGUGCCCCGGCUCUCGGGUGACUUGUACCGCCGCGCCACGGCCUGGAACAUGCUGGACGCGCGCCUCUACCGCCACUUCAAUGCCAGCUUCUGGCGCAGGGUGGAUGCCUUCGGGCGCGAGCGUAUGGCCCGCGAGGUGGCCGCCCUGCGCUGCGCCAACGAGCGGAUGCGCCGCAUUUGCAUCGACGGAGGUCAGCCCGUGGAUGCGGCCGCCAUCCAGGACGAGGCCAUGCAGCCCUGGCAGCCCCUGGGUGCCAAGUCCAUCCUAGGUUACAACCUCAAGAAGAGCAUCGGGCAGCGGCACGCGCAGCUCUGCCGGCGCAUGCUCACGCCCGAGAUCCAGUACCUGAUGGACCUCGGGGUCAACCUGUGGAUCACCAAGCUCUGGAAGCUCAUUCGGGACUUUUUGCGGUGGUGACAUGCCCACCGCGC
Molecule: messenger RNA, 1298 nt
Organism: Ochotona curzoniae (black-lipped pika)
Lineage: Eukaryota; Metazoa; Chordata; Mammalia; Lagomorpha; Ochotonidae
Gene: GAL3ST1
Product: galactose-3-O-sulfotransferase 1
Exons: 2
Coding region: 16-1284 (422 amino acids)
Biological process (GO): galactosylceramide biosynthetic process; myelination
Cellular component (GO): membrane
Molecular function (GO): galactosylceramide sulfotransferase activity
Source: RefSeq, a predicted model, not a curated record